Molecule: messenger RNA, 949 nt
Organism: Sardina pilchardus (European sardine)
Lineage: Eukaryota; Metazoa; Chordata; Actinopteri; Clupeiformes; Clupeidae
Gene: cryaba
Product: crystallin, alpha B, a
Exons: 3
Coding region: 86-586 (166 amino acids)
Biological process (GO): negative regulation of apoptotic process; response to heat; protein refolding
Cellular component (GO): nucleus; cytoplasm
Molecular function (GO): structural constituent of eye lens
Source: RefSeq, a predicted model, not a curated record
CCAGGGCCACACAGCCUCUCCGCACCAGGACCACCUGCUCCACACAGAACCGCACAGAACCACAGAGCACCGGACAGCACUCAGCAUGGACGUGACCAUCCAGCACCCCUGGUUCAGACGCCCCUUCUUCCCCAGCUACUUCCCCGGCCGCAUCUACGACCAGUUCUUCGGAGAGCACAUUCCCGACGGAGACAUGUUCUCCCCCUUCUUCUCCAUGUUCUUCAACCGCCCCUUCUACAUGCGCAACUGGAUGGACAGCGGUUUCUCUGAGAUGCGUUCAGAUAAAGAUCGCUUUAUGAUCAACCUGGACGUGAAGCACUUCUCCCCCGAGGAGCUGACGGUGAAGGUGAACGACGACUACGUGGAGGUGCACGGCAGGCAUGAGGAACGACAGGACGAGCAUGGCUACGUGUCCAGAGAGUUCUUCCGCAAGUACAAGAUUCCAGCGGGCGUUGAUCCCGGAGCGUUCACCUCCUGCCUGUCCUCCGACGGGGUUCUCAGCAUCUCCGCCCCCCGGAGCCUGACGGACGUUCCAGAGCGGAACAUCCCCAUCACCUGUGAGGAGAAGGCCCCAGCGCAGAAGUAGUCUCCCCCCCCUCCAGAGCUGCCUGUCCGUCGCGGCAACGUCUGCGCUCUUACUUCCCACCCACACGUUGCUCAGCGUUCAGUGGAUACAGCCUAGAGAGCCAUGCCUUUAACCACAAAGCCUUUACGUCAGUAACAGUCACAUCUAAAAAAAAAAAAAGAUCUAUAAGCGUCUAUAACGAUAAAGUCUACAACUGUCUACUUUUUCUAUAUUUCUGUCCAACAGUACCACCCUGUGUGCACCUGAGUCAGCAGAACUAGAGCACACCGUGCUGUGUGUGCUAAGGUGUCAUCAGCAGUGAAUCACAGAGGCAAAAUGCACAGCAUGGGUGCAGAGAGAGAGAAAGAAAGAGAGAGAGAAAGA